UUCUUGGUUGUAGUAACUUUGAAAUUGCUCUUUGAAGAGGGCAUUAGAGCUUUCCAUUAGUGUCUUUGGGAGCAGUUGAAGGUAACAAAGAUUAUUACAGUGUUAUGAACUAUGCAAUUGUCUUUUAACGAAAAGACAGUGUUGAUUUGUGAUCGAAACAUUGGAGUAUACGCCUUCAUAGUGAAAACUUUGUGUGUGCCCGAUGUCUAGUUCUCGUGUGCUCGAUAGUUCCGUAGAUCCUGCAGCCAAGAAGAGAAAAGUUGCUACAGGAGACUCAGUAGUAGCGUCCUCUUGCUCCUCGCGCUCAGCAGAAAUGGAGCAACCGGGAUCAUCCAACUGUGCCCCCGAGAUCGACGAAGGACUUUAUUCAAGGCAGUUGUAUGUACUUGGUCAUGAUGCCAUGCGACGCAUGGCGUCCUCGAAUGUUUUAAUAUCUGGUCUUGGCGGCUUGGGAGUCGAAGUGGCCAAAAAUGUGAUUCUUGGUGGUGUCAGAGCUGUCACGCUACAUGAUGAAGUUUCUUGCACAAUGUCAGAUUUGUGCUCACAGUUUUACUUAUCUGAAGCUUCAUUAGGAAAAAAUAGGGCAGAAGCCAGUCUCAAACAACUGUCUGAAUUGAAUAAUUACGUUCGUACUCAGGCGUAUACCGGUCCACUGACUGAGGAUUUUUUGAAACAGUUCAGAGUUAUUGUUUUAACAAAUAGUAAACUUGACGAGCAGCUGAGAAUCGCGGAAACCGCACGUGCCUUCAAUAUCGCACUUAUAAUUGCAGACAAUAAAGGACUAUUUUCACAGGUGUUCUGUGACUUUGGUGAUGAAUUUACUGUCGUGGACACAAAUGGCGAGGCGCCCUUAACUGCGAUGAUAGCCAGCGUAUCCAAUGACAUUGAGGGAGUUGUUACAUGUCUGGACGAUACUCGUCACGGGCUAGAGGACGGCGAUUACGUUACUUUCUCGGAGAUUGUUGGAAUGACAGAACUGAAUGGCUGUGAACCAAUAAAAAUUAAAGUUCUGGGUCCUUAUACGUUUAGCAUUGGUGAUACAAGUAGUUAUUCAAAGUAUGUGAGUGGUGGUAUAGUCACCCAGGUCAAAGUUCCAACUGUUAUGCAGUUCAAACCAUUGAAAGAGGCCCUUAAAGAACCAGAAUUUGUAAUCACAGAUUUUUCAAAAUUUGAGAGAGCUCCACAGCUGCAUUUGGCUUUCCAAGCUCUCCACAAGUACCAUGAGCAGAAUGGGGACUAUCCAAGGCUCUGGAACAAUGAUGAUGCAGCUGCUUUCAAGUCACUUUGCAAGAAAUUGAGUGUGAAUGGUGGAAGUGACUAUGAGGUUGGUGGUGAUCUUCUAGAUAUUUUCCCAAAAAUAUGUAGAGGAGAUGUUAGCCCAUUGAAUGCAGCCAUUGGUGGAAUAGUUGCUCAAGAAGUAAUGAAAGCUUGCAGUGGAAAAUUUACUCCAAUUUAUCAAUGGCUUUACUUUGAUGCCUUGGAAUGUUUGCCUAAAGAUCUCACUGCAGAAAAUCCUGAAAAUUAUAUGCCAACAGGCAGUCGUUAUGAUGGGCAGAUUGCUGUAUUUGGAAAGGAAUUCCAAGAUAAACUGGGUAAACUUAAUUACUUCAUUGUUGGUGCAGGUGCCAUUGGAUGUGAACUUCUAAAGAACUUUGCUAUGAUGGGUGUUGGAGCAGGUGAGGGUGGUAAAGUUAUUGUGACAGACAUGGAUCUCAUUGAGAAGUCAAAUCUCAAUCGCCAGUUCUUGUUUCGACCACAUGAUGUCCAGCGCCCGAAGUCUAUAACUGCUGCUAGAGUUGUUAAACAGAUGAAUCCAUAUUUAAAUAUUGAGGCUCAUGAAAAUCGUGUUGGUCCAGAGUCUGAGAAAGUGUACGAUGAUAGUUUCUUUGAAGGCCUUGAUGGUGUUGCAAAUGCUUUGGAUAAUGUUGAUGCCCGCAUAUAUAUGGAUCGUCGAUGUGUAUAUUAUCGCAAACCACUUCUGGAAUCGGGGACGUUAGGAACAAAGGGCAAUACUCAGGUAGUUGUUCCAUUUUUGACAGAAUCGUACAGUUCGUCACAAGAUCCACCGGAGAAAAGCAUUCCAAUAUGUACCUUAAAGAAUUUCCCCAAUGCAAUUGAGCACACACUACAGUGGGCAAGAGAUUCAUUUGAAGGUCUGUUUCACCAAGCAGCUGAAAAUGCUGCUCAGUACCUCUCUGACCCUUCAUUCAUAGACCGAACAAUGAAGCUUCCAGGAGUGCAGCCAUUGGAAAUUCUAGAGUCACUUAAGAAAGCUUUAGUUGAUCAGAGACCAUUAAGUUUUGAUGAUUGUGUUGCAUGGGCCCGGUGCUAUUGGCAAGAGCAAUAUAAUGACCAAAUUCGCCAACUUUUGUUUAAUUUCCCUCCAGAUCAGCUUACAUCAAGUGGACAGCCAUUUUGGUCAGGACCAAAAAGAUGUCCAAAACCCCUUGAAUUUUCAGUUGACAAUUCUCUUCAUUUGGAUUACAUUGUUGCUGCUGCUAAUUUGAAAGCAGAGGUGUAUGGUAUUCCACAAAACCGUGAUCGUGAAGCUGUUGCUCGAAUUGCUGCGAAGGUGCAAGUACCAGUUUUCGUUCCAAAACAAGGUGUUAAAAUAUCAGUAACUGAUUCACAGGAUCAGAUGUCUAAUGGAACUGGUGCUGUUGAUCAUGAUCGCAUAAUACAAUUGCAGAAGGAGUUGCCUGGUAUCAGUGAGCUGGGUAAUCUUCAGAUAAAGCCAUUGGAAUUUGAAAAGGACGAUGACACCAAUAUGCAUAUGGACUUUAUUGUUGCUGCUUCUAAUCUGCGUGCUGAAAAUUACGGUAUUCCAAUAGCAGAUCGUCACAAGAGUAAGCUUAUUGCUGGUAAGAUUAUUCCUGCUAUUGCUACAACUACAUCAGUAGUUGGUGGCCUUGCGUGUCUUGAGCUAUACAAAUUAGCACAGGGCUUUAAAAAUAUUGAUGUCUUCAAGAAUGGUUUUAUUAACUUGGCCUUACCAUUCAUCAGCUUUUCUGAGCCAAUUUCAGCUCCAAAAAAUAAGUAUUAUGACACAGAAUGGACAUUAUGGGACCGGUUUGAAGUAGUGGGAGAACUCACUCUCAAAGAGUUCCUUGAUUACUUCAGAACUAAAUAUAAUCUGGAAAUCACAAUGUUGUCCCAAGGUGUUUGUAUGCUUUACUCAUUUUUCAUGUCUAGAUCAAAGUGUGCAGAACGCAUGGGACUUCCAAUGUCUGAAGUUGUAAUGAAAGUCUCAAAAAAGAAAAUUGAGCCACACGUUAAAGCUCUGAUAUUUGAAUUGUGUUGUAAUGAUGAUAGUGGUAAUGAUGUUGAAGUUCCCUACGUUCGUUACACACUCCCAAAUUAAGUUAUUGUAUUAUUUGGUUCUAAAUUCAACCAGAUAUUUUCUCAUGUUUUCAAUGUUUAAAUCUAAUUUGAGCUUACAGUGUGGCUGUGAAUUUUAUAUUUUCACAUUCAGUAAUUUUUGUUCUUCUGUGUUUAGAAUUUACAGUAUUUUUAAUAAUAAUGCCACAAAGUUCCAAUAUUUUUUAUAGAAGUAGGGUGAAAUUUAUAUCUGUGGAAAGUUAUUGAGGCAGUUCAUUUAGAUUGUGCAGAAUAAUUUACAGGAAGUUUACUUCAUGCAUUUAACACACCUGUGCUCAAAUCUAAAUUUUUAAAAAGUAUUCCAUAGAUUAUAGGACUAAAACUAAUGGAUAUGUCAAUAUUUUCAGUUUAUAUGUAGCCUGCUUACAUCUCAGUAUGAACUGUAGUGGAUGAAGUGCUAUAUAUGGUUGCGCAUAUAGUGAGAUUGCUAUAUAAACAAAGGGAGUCUCAUUAUUGUAUUCAUAAAUAAGAUGCAAAAAAGCUCUUAUCUUUUGUGUAAUCUUUUUUAUGAGUGAUGUCUCAAUUUGUACUUAUGAAUAAAGUGUUCGCUGAUA
This is a messenger RNA of Schistocerca gregaria, 3932 nucleotides long. Its product is annotated as ubiquitin-like modifier-activating enzyme 1. Gene Ontology annotation, biological process: protein sumoylation. Lineage: Eukaryota; Metazoa; Arthropoda; Insecta; Orthoptera; Acrididae. Gene Ontology annotation, cellular component: SUMO activating enzyme complex; cytoplasm. Bases 203 to 3361 code for a protein of 1052 amino acids. The transcript has a single exon. Gene Ontology annotation, molecular function: SUMO activating enzyme activity. The record is from RefSeq and is a predicted model, not a curated record.